Molecule: messenger RNA, 1634 nt
Organism: Microplitis mediator
Lineage: Eukaryota; Metazoa; Arthropoda; Insecta; Hymenoptera; Braconidae
Gene: Fen1
Product: flap endonuclease 1
Exons: 4
Coding region: 171-1313 (380 amino acids)
Cellular component (GO): nucleus
Molecular function (GO): 5'-3' exonuclease activity; 5'-flap endonuclease activity; RNA-DNA hybrid ribonuclease activity
Source: RefSeq, a predicted model, not a curated record
CCAGCCACUCUCUUUAUUGAAAUGGCGGGAAAAAAUAUUCGCCGCUACCGCAACUGCGUGCUGUUCAAUUUAACCUAAAAUUUAAAUCAUCAAACACUCAGUUCUUAAAUUUUAUUUGUACUCGAUAAAUAAAUAAGUAAGUAAGAAAAUUCGUUUAGCAAAUAAACACCAUGGGUAUUUUGGGCUUAUCAAAAGUAAUCGCUGAUAUUGCGCCCAGUGCGAUAAAAGAAAGCGAAUUAAAAAACUACUUCGGUCGCAAGGUGGCCAUAGAUGCUUCCAUGUGUCUGUACCAGUUCCUGAUAGCAGUGAGAAGUGAAGGCGCGCAGCUGACAUCAGCUGACGGGGAGACCACCAGUCACUUGAUGGGAAUGUUCUACAGAACCAUCAGGCUCGUGGACAAUGGAGUAAAGCCCCUGUAUGUUUUCGACGGCAAGCCGCCUAAUUUGAAAGGCGGAGAGCUCGUCAAGCGCGCGGAGAAACGGGAGGAAGCCCAGAAAGCCCUUGAAGCUGCUGAGGAAGCUGGUAAUGUUGAAGAUAUUGACAGAUUCAACAGGCGACUGGUCAAAGUUACCACCGCUCAUGCUGAGGAAGCCAAGCAGCUUUUGACUUUGAUGGGAAUCCCCCAUGUCACUGCUCCGUGUGAAGCUGAGGCGCAAUGUGCCGAGUUAGUAAAGGCGGGCAAAGUAUACGCGACAGCAACUGAAGAUAUGGAUGCGCUGACAUUUGGCAGCAACAUUUUGCUACGUCGGUUGACUUUCUCUGAAGCCAGAAAAAUGCCCGUUCAGGAAAUUCACCUGGACAGAGUCCUCGCGGACAUGGAGUUGAACAAAGAAGAAUUCACUGACUUGUGUAUCAUGCUGGGAUGUGACUACACCGGAAGCAUAAAAGGCAUUGGUCCCAAAAGAGCAGUCGAACUGAUAAAAACCCAUCGUUCGUUAGAAAAAAUACUUGAAAAUAUUGAUACCAAAAAGUAUCCAGUCCCUGAAAACUGGAACUACAAGGAUGCGAGAGAAUUGUUUUUAAAUCCGGAAAUCACAAAGGCCGAGGAUCUUGAUUUCAAAUGGAGUGAACCUGACGUAGAAGGUCUCGUUAAGUUUAUGUGCGGAGACAAGCAGUUUGCUGAAGACAGAAUCAGGAAUGGAUGCAAGAAACUCAUGAAAGCCAAAGGAGCGUCUACUCAGGGACGACUGGACUCGUUCUUCACAAUAAUUCCCAGCACGACUCCUUCCAAGCGCAAGGCGGAAGAGAAAAAGGGUACAGCUAAAAGAGGUAGAGGUGCUGGAGGCAGUAAAUUCCGCGGUAAACCUAAAUAAUUGUUAUGUUAAAAAGUCCAAUCGCAAUGUACCUGAAGGUCGGAACGUUUUUCGCGAAACGAAAAUGAAAAGUAAACAAUUCACUGGAUCUAAAUUUCUGAAAUGUUUCGCACGUCGGCCGAAAACUGCAGCCUACUCCAUUUACUUCUUAAGUAAAAUUACAUAAAUUUUUCUCCUUUUCGUUGCACGAAAAACAUUCCGAUCUACAGGUACAUCAAUCGCAUCCUUUAUUUAAUUUUUUGUACCGAAUUACUCACUAUGACUUUUUGUUUUGUUCAUACUUAAGUAAAUUAUUUAAAUGAAAUAAAUAAAUAAUAAUAA